AUGGCUACCAACGGAUCAAAGUCUCUCAACCUAUGGGACAACUACGUCCAAAUUAUCAAUGGCAAAAGCUCCCCUACUGAAAAGUCCCACAGGGGCGUAAACCCAGCUACCCUCGAAAAUAAACCAGAUGUCCCCGUCGCCACCCAAGACGAUCUCAACCAAGCAGUCGACGCCGGCAGGAAGGCAUUCAAGUCUUGGUCAAAAGUCCCAUGGGAGGAACGUAAGAAGAAGCUCUUCGAGUGGGCUGAUGCCAUUGAGGCGCAGAAGAAUGACUUUAGAGAUCUUCUUAUCUCUGAACAGGGAAAGCCGAUUCCACAAGCUUCCUCUGAGACCGAUGCUGCUAUCGCUUGGGUUCGAGGCCAGGCUAGUAUUGAUCUGCCCGAGGAAGUCGUUGAGGAUAGUGAGACUCGCAAGAUCGUGACGCGGUAUACUCCUCUUGGUGUUGCGGCUGCUAUUGUACCGUGGAACUUCCCCCUCAUGCUUGCUGCUGCUAAGAUUGCUCCGGCGGUGCUGACGGGAAACGUCAUCAUUGUGAAACCAUCCCCAUUCACUCCCUACUGCGGCCUAAAGCUAGUCGAGUUGGCGCAACAGUUCUUUCCACCUGGUGUUGUGCAAUCACUCAGUGGCGAUGAUAACCUCGGACCGUGGAUCACGAGUCAUCCGGGGAUUGACAAGAUUAGUUUUACGGGGUCGACACACACGGGCAAGCUAGUUAUGCAGAGUGCUGCCAAAACACUUAAACGUGUGACUCUUGAGCUUGGUGGUAAUGAUGCUGCUGUUGUAUUCCCCGAUGUGGAUAUCGACAAGGUUGCUGAGAAGGUGUCAAUGUUGGCUUUCUUGAACUCAGGCCAAAUCUGUCUCAACGUAAAGCGCGUUUACGUGCACGAAUCCAUCUACGAGAAAUUCCGCGACGCCGUCGUUAAGCACGUCAAGAACUAUCAGAUUGGCGACGGCUCCAAAGACAGUACCAGCCAUGGCCCUAUCCAAAAUCAGAUGCAGUAUAACAGAGUCAAGACCUUCUUUGACGAUAUUGAGAAGCAGGGCUGGAAGGUUGCUACAGGCGGAAGCUUUGACCCUUCCCCUAAGGAUGGAUAUUAUAUCACGCCUACUGUUAUUGAUAAUCCUCCUGAUAACUCGAGGAUUGUUGUUGAGGAGCCGUUCGGUCCCAUCCUGCCGCUCCUUUCAUGGAAGGAUGAAGAAGAGGUAAUCGAUCGAGCCAACGACACACGUCUUGGCCUAGGUGCAUCAGUCUGGUCCGGUAACCUUGAGACGGCCGAGCGGGUUGCCAAAGCUCUCGAUGCAGGGACAGUCUGGGUCAACAACCACUUCGAUAUUACGCCUAUGGCGCCGUUCGGAGGACAUAAGGAGUCGGGUAUUGGUGCAGAGUGGGGAAUCAAUGGACUCAAAGGGUUUUGUAACGUGCAGAGUCUUUUCUUGAGUAAGGUUGUUGCUUGA
Fusarium sp. VM40 is the source of this 1455-nucleotide messenger RNA. Lineage: Eukaryota; Fungi; Ascomycota; Sordariomycetes; Hypocreales; Nectriaceae. The record is from the annotation of a GenBank genome assembly.